This is a messenger RNA of Myxozyma melibiosi, 1456 nucleotides long. RefSeq lists its product as uncharacterized. Gene Ontology annotation, cellular component: endoplasmic reticulum; Dsc E3 ubiquitin ligase complex. Gene Ontology annotation, biological process: SREBP signaling pathway. The transcript is spliced from 3 exons. NCBI's taxonomy places the organism in Eukaryota, Fungi, Ascomycota, Lipomycetes, Lipomycetales, Lipomycetaceae. The record is from RefSeq and is a predicted model, not a curated record. Bases 452 to 1423 code for a protein of 323 amino acids.
AACCCUCGACCUGCCUGCCACUCCGCGAUGAACCUGACAGGUUAGCGGCAGUUGCAGCAGAGAGAACAAGAAGAGAGAGAGAGAAGAGAAAGAGAAGAGAGAAGUUAGGAGCAUAAAAGAGACAAGAGGAAGGAUAUUGCAAGAAGAGCUUUGGAGAAACUUGAAGCUGUAAGCUUGUGUUAAAGCUCAGAGGCGAGAGGGCCGGUUCGAGGACCGUUGACGACGGUGUUGAUCUUUGCUGUGAGAACAGAGUCUGUGAACAAAGAGUCAGUGAGCAGAUCAGAGGCUGUUGAGGCAAAGUGCAGCUAUCAGUUAUCAGUUGUCAGGACAUCAUCGGCGCAGUUCAAAAAGACACACAUCAGAUGCGGUAGUGGACCCUUGAUCCUCACUUAUCUACAACAACACCUUCACCCCAUCAACACAUCGCAUACAAACCACAAUCACAGAAACCAUGCCGCCACCACCGACACCGACAUCGUCGACAUCAUCGCCUUCGUCCGCGUCGAGACCAAGACUGAAGCUGCUUGAGAAGCGCAGGCAGGAGUUUGGGCGGCAUUUGAUUAGAUCGCUUGAUAUACUGAGUUACUGUCAUUUGCUGUAUAUCUACUUUAUGGAUAUCUCGUUGCUGAGGUUACUUCUACGGAGCGUCAUCCAGCUCAACUACCUCACGCCAAAACCCUUCCCAAUGCCCCGCACCGCCCGCACAAGACUAAUCCACGUCGUCAUCCUCGCUUCAAACACAUACUGCCUCCUCGUGCACAUCUUCGCCAACCUCCCCGUCAGCCGCGAAGCAAACGCCGGCUACCUCCACGGCGGCCUCUCCAUCCAAUUCAUCGGCCAAAAGGCACCCGCCUCCCGCACUCAGCUGCUCGCAGCAGAUAUCGUCGUCCUCGUCCUCCAGCUCGUGAUAUUAACCAUCGCAGCCCGCGAGGAAGAAACGUCGAAUCCGCCUGCGCUGACGAUGCCGGCGUCGUUCUCGGCCGCGGCGGCGAUGGCGGCACGUACGGCCGCGCGCGCGUCGCUGGCCGAACAGCAACGGAGGCAGCAGCCGCCUAGCGCGCUGGGACCGUCGACGUCGCCGCCACCUGUGAUUGAGACGCCGCCGCCGGUGGAAGAGCGGCCGCGGCAAACGAUCGAGGAUGAGGAGAACGGGCGGAGCGCCGCGGCGGCGGCGGCGGCGGGUGCGACGACAGAGGAGGAUGGGAUGAGUUUAUUGCAGGCGCCGGAUGAGCAGGAUGGGUUUACGGGGGAGGUUAUUGCUGCGGAGUUGCAUUUGUCUGAGAUUAUAGGACGGCUGCGGAGUAGUGGUAGUGCUGCUAGUAGCAGCAGUGGUAGUGCUGGGGCAGGGAGCGAGGGGCAGACGGGGAGUGGGAGUAGUAGGUAUGCUGCACGAAGGCGGGUUGGCGCGAGUGUACCUGUUUAGGAACUGUUUGUUUUAUUGUUUGAAUGGAAUGCU